Hibiscus syriacus is the source of this 1504-nucleotide messenger RNA. RefSeq names its product ammonium transporter 1 member 4-like. Bases 8 to 1504 code for a protein of 498 amino acids. The transcript has a single exon. Gene Ontology annotation, cellular component: membrane. Gene Ontology annotation, molecular function: ammonium channel activity. The record is from RefSeq and is a predicted model, not a curated record. Gene Ontology annotation, biological process: ammonium transmembrane transport; ammonium homeostasis. NCBI's taxonomy places the organism in Eukaryota, Viridiplantae, Streptophyta, Magnoliopsida, Malvales, Malvaceae.
AUCCAUUAUGGCUACUUUCACCUGCUCUGCCGCCGAUCUUCGUCCUCUUCUCGGCACUGCUUCCAACGCCACCGCUGCUGCCGAAUACAUAUGCAAUGGCUUCGACGUUGUCUCGAACAAGUUUGUUGCCGCCACGUAUGCCAUCGAUAACACCUACCUUCUUUUCUCAGCAUAUCUUGUAUUCUCCAUGCAGAUCGGUUUUGCCAUGCUUUGUGCCGGUUCGGUGCGCGCCAAGAACACCAUGAACAUCAUGCUUACCAAUGUCCUCGAUGCUGCCACCGGUGGUUUAUCUUAUUACCUCUUUGGCUUUGCUAUGGCCUAUGGUUCUCCUUCCAAUGGCUUCAUCGGGAAGCACUUCUUCGGGCUCGACAAUUUCCCUGUCCCGUCGGCUGAUUAUAGUUACUUCCUGUAUCAAUGGUCUUUUGCUAUUGCGGCUGCCGGCAUCACCAGUGGUUCUAUUGCGGAGAGGACUCAAUUUGUUGCUUAUUUGAUAUAUUCUUCCUUCUUGACUGGUUUGGUUUACCCCAUCGUGUCUCAUUGGUUCUGGUCUGCCGAUGGUUGGGGAAGCGCCGCUCGAGAAGACAACCUUUUGUUCGGUUCUGGGGUGAUUGAUUUUGCAGGUUCCGGUGUAGUUCACAUGGUUGGUGGGAUUGCCGGAUUAUGGGGCGCCUGGAUUGAAGGUCCUCGCAUGGGUCGAUUCGACAGUGAUGGCAAGCCUGUGACAUUACGUGGACAUAGUGGUACAUUGGUAGUCUUAGGAACAUUUUUGUUAUGGUUUGGCUGGUACGGUUUCAAUCCAGGUUCAUUCCUCGCCAUCUUGAAAACUUACGGACAAACAACAGAUUCUUCCUUCUACGGUCAAUGGAGCGCCAUCGGAAGAACCGCCGUCACGACGACGAUCGCGGGAAGUUCGGCCGCUUUGUCUACUCUCUUCGGCAAACGUUUGCUCACGGGUCAUUGGAACGUCACAGACGUUUGCAACGGUUUGCUCGGCGGGUUCGCUGCGAUCACCGGCGGUUGUGCGGUCGUAGAUCCAUGGGCGGCAAUCAUUUGCGGAUUCGUCGCGUCCUGGGUCCUCAUCGGAUUCAACAAGCUGGCUGAGAAGUUGAAAUACGAUGACCCGUUGGAGGCGGCGCAACUUCAUGGAGGGUGCGGUGCAUGGGGGAUAAUUUUCACCGGAUUGUUCGCAAAGAAAGCUUACGUGAACGAGAUAUAUCCAGGGAAACCCGGGAGACCGCACGGGCUAUUCAUGGGAGGCGGAGGACGGCUGUUGGCGGCACAUUUGAUACAGAUUUUGGUGGUGACGGGGUGGGUGAGCGCCACCAUGGGGCCAUUGUUUUUGGUGUUGCAUAAACUGGGACUUUUGAGGAUCUCAUCGGACGAGGAGAUGGCCGGAAUCGAUGUGACUAGCCAUGGAGGAUUGGCCUAUGAAUUCCAUGAAGAUAAUGGUAAAACUAUGAAAAAUUCGUUUAUGAUGACAAAUAUGGAUACCUCUACUGUUUGA